AUGACCAGAUCCACAGCACAACUCACCACCCUCCUCCUCCUCGCGGCGCUCGCCGUCGCCUCCGCCAAACCCCGCUCCGCACGCCGCUCCCUCAACGAAGCCGCCGCCGCCUGCGAGUUUGUCACCGUCCCACAGCUCUGCACGUCGCUGGCCGCCAAGUCUGGAGCCACGACGGUCCCGGCCCUGACCGUGGCUGCCGUCAACGAGGCUGCAGCCACCGCGCAAGAAGCGAAGGUCACGGUGGAGAGGAUCACCGCGGCCCCCAUCACCGACGCGAAGCUGAAGGCCAACCUCGAUGUGUGCUGGAAGAGCUACGUGGACUCGCUCGACACCCUGCAGAAGGCGGGCAGUAACCUGCAGACGGGGGCGCCACACAACGAGUUGGUCAGCCACAUCUCGGCCGCCAUCACCUACGUGGGCCACUGCAACGACGCCUUCAGCCAGAACCCCGGCCUGGUGUCGCCGGUGGCGGACGUCACCAGCAUCCUAAAGAAGCUCAUCAGCAACAGUCUUGCCUUGGCCGUGAGCCUACAGUUCCACCACUAAGUAGUAUGCAUGCGUGUGGAACGUCGAGAGAGAGAGAGAGAGAGAGGAAGAAGG
Musa acuminata AAA Group (dessert banana) is the source of this 600-nucleotide messenger RNA. RefSeq lists its product as uncharacterized. The record is from RefSeq and is a predicted model, not a curated record. The transcript has a single exon. Bases 1 to 546 code for a protein of 181 amino acids. Gene Ontology annotation, molecular function: enzyme inhibitor activity. Lineage: Eukaryota; Viridiplantae; Streptophyta; Magnoliopsida; Zingiberales; Musaceae.